Molecule: messenger RNA, 4867 nt
Organism: Actinia tenebrosa (Australian red waratah sea anemone)
Lineage: Eukaryota; Metazoa; Cnidaria; Anthozoa; Actiniaria; Actiniidae
Biological process (GO): protein dephosphorylation
Molecular function (GO): protein binding; protein tyrosine phosphatase activity
Source: RefSeq, a predicted model, not a curated record
AUGGGAUACUUUAUAUUUCAGAUGAUUGUCGAGACCUUGCUCUUGGCAUGCAGAACAGUGUCAUAGCAGCUGACAAGAUAACAGCAUCUUCAGGGACAGCAGGUGACCAGGCCAGACUAAACUACACUAAUGGACCAUCGUGGUGUGCUAUUGGAAAUGAUGAUAACCCUUAUCUACAGAUUGACUUAGGGACCCCCCACAUCAUUUGUGCUGUGUCAACACAGGGUGACCAUUUGGCGAAACAAUGGGUCAAGACUUUUCAGCUUAAUUGUUCURAUGAUGGGAAGACUUAUCAUCCAUACAAGGAGAAUGGCAACACACAACAGACAUUUUAUGGUAAUGUGGAUAAUUCUGGAAUCUUCAAGCAGAUUCUUUAUCAAGGAAUCAUUGCAAGAUAUUUACGUAUCCUACCCAUAAUGCAACACGGAGCUGUUUGUAUGAGAGCUGAGAUAUAUGGAAUACGAAUACAAUCAACCUCUAAAGUAAACUACGCCUACGAUAAAACAGCAACACAGUCCAGUACUGGUUGGGAUGCACCGCCUGAUCGUGCAGUUGAUGGGAAUCGUAAUCCAAACUUUGAUUCUGUUAAAAGCUGCACCCACACGGAAAUGCAAGACAAUGAGCCCUGGUGGAUGGUUGAUCUUGGUCAGAGUAUACCUGUGUAUGAGGUGUUCAUUGUUAAUAGGAAAAAUCACCACGAGAGGCUGCACGACUUUCUAAUUCUUAUUGGUGGAAGUUCAAGCAAUGGUGGCAAAUCCAAUCCCGUUUGUAACAGUGUGAAGGGCCCACUGCCCUCUGGGAUUGGAACGUCUAUCUACUGCCAUCAAAGCAUGAUGGGACGGUUCUUGACUAUCACGUUUGACAAUCAUGUGGGAAUCCUCACAUUAUGUGAAGUUGAAGUUUACACUGAAGUUUAUAUGGAAUUAGCCAUUGGUAUAUCCAAUAGCAGCGCCGUACCAGACAACAGAAUGUCGGCAAGCUCUAAUUAUAGUAACACGAGGACUGCAGCCAAAGCCAGGCUCCUUGGCAAUUAUUCAUGGAGACCACGUGACGAUGAUACCAACCCAUGGUUACAAAUAGACCUUGGAGAGAUUUACUACGUGUGUGCUGUGGCUACACAAGGUGACCCGGACGGUGACGAGAGGACAAUAAAGUACAAAGUUGAAGGAUCUAUAGAUAAUCUACUAUGGAUGCCUGUAGAAAGCAAAACAUUGAAAAAGGAAAUGGUUUUUAGUGGUAACCAAAAUAAGUCAACAAGCAUCAUCAAGCAUUCCUUGCCAAGUCCUCUAGCAGCUAGAUUUGUACGGUUCUAUCCUGUAGAAAAUAUUGAAGCAUACGCCCUUAGAGUGGAAAUAUAUGGUGUUACCAAAGUAUCAGUUCCACCGAUACCACCACCGAUAGGGAACAAAGAGCUGCAUCCCAGUCUGGGUUCGCAUAUAGACUUGGUGUGCAGAGCAGAAGGAGGACUGAGCAUCAAAUGGUACCAUAACGACACAGACAUUACAAGUUAUUCUAUCGGUUCAGUAGGAACAGGAUCAAUACUCAUAUCAACACUACGUGUAAACUACACAUCAGUUGAUGAUGUUUAUGACAAAUAUUCUUGUGACGCAACGAAAAUGUACUGUACCAGUUUGGACUACAUUUGCCAAGUCGAUUAUGGUUCAUACAGAAAACUGCAGAGCAGGGGGAAAAUCUCCACAUUAUUAGUGCCCACUAGACCAAGACAUCUUAACGCCACAAUCAACCCUCAACGUGGGACCCAAAGACCAACUGUAACGUUGAAGUGGGAGAAACCAAUGAGAGCGAUAGGCAAAACAACAAGCUAUACCCUAUGUUAUAACUACGUCAUUGAUAAUAAUAGCAGUAUGAAGUCAUUGACCAUUACGGAUUUAACGGGCAUGAGCUACACGAUCGAUGUCAUUGGUGGAGCUCGUUUCGAAUUCUAUUUAAAAGCCAAGGCCAAUGGUCUUAUUGGAGAUCCCUCUCAAACGUGGACUGCAAACAUUCAGGAAUGUAAACCGUCAUCUGCUCCAGCAAAUAUCAAAGUGAUCAAGAUUGAAAAUGGAAAAUACAACGUGUCAUGGGAAGAAACACCCAGAGAGCUAAACAAUAGUAAGAUUAUUACCUACGAGAUAAAUUGGUCUUCCUUGGCUAGACGAAUGCGUCGAUCAACUGUUGCAUCACGUGCAGCUAAUGCUAGCGAGUCAACAUACACACUGGUGAACAUAAGCCUUACAGACAACAUGAAGUACAAUAUCACUGUACGAGGAUACACCAUUGCAGGUCCUGGUCCAUUUAGCGACCCUAUAGUUCUUGAAAAAGAGAUCGAGAAAGCGGAUGGACGUAAAGAGGAUGAUCAAGUACCUGAUUCAGUCAUUGUGGUUGCUGUUGUUUUCUCUUUACUUUUUGUCGUUGGGAUGAUCGUCUUUAUUUUCUGGUAUAAAAAACGUAAAGGACAAGAAGAUACCACUCAACAGGAAAACCCCGGUGGACAUUUAAGAAUGCGUAGCACAGGUGGCGUAGCGGUGAGACCGCUCGCCUCUCACCAAUGCGACCCGGAUGAGUAUAAUCAAAAUGAAAAUCAGAAUGAGGGAAACAUAGAAAUGGUAGAAGUAGAGGGCGAUGCCAUUUAUGAGAAUAAGACAGAAAAAAUCAGUAUCCGCCAGUUUCCAGACUUUAUGAACAGAGUUAGAAGGAAUGAACAUGAACUACUGAUGCACCAAUUCAAGAUAUUACCACAAGGUCGCCUGUACCCUUGCACUGUUGCCAUGAAACCGAUCAACAAAUCGAAAAAUCGCUAUGGCAAUAUCAUCCCAUACAAUAACUCGAGAGUUGUUCUUGAAAAGCUGGAGGGAGACGAAGAUUCAGAUUACAUCAAUGCAAGCUACAUAUGGGGAUAUGACUGUAAGCAGAUAUCCUACAUUGCAACUCAAGGUCCUCUCCCUCAAACUGUUAAUGAUUUUUGGCGAAUGAUUUGGCAAGAAAAAAUGUCGGUGAUUGUCAUGUUAACAGGCAUCAAAGAACAAAAUAAGAUAAAAUGCGAAAAGUAUUGGCCAGAAAAUAGUAAGACGUACCAGGAUCUAUCUGUACAUCUACACAAGACUGAAGUAUUUGCUGACUACUCCAUUCGUACUUUUGUUGUAUCCAAGAUGAAGACAAGAGAACAGCGCUAUGUCUUUCAAUAUCAUUUCACUGCCUGGACUGAUAAAGGUGUUCCUCAACAUGCAACACAAUUAUUGGCCUUCAGAAGACGUCUUGAGUCAGACACAGCCAUGGGGUCUCCUUGGGUUGUUCACUCCAGUACUGGUGUUGGAAGAACAGGAGCUUUUCUUGCCAUCGACGCCAUGAUAAGACAAGCGAGAGAUUACAAAACGAUUGAUGUUUUCAACUUUGUUAAAACAAUGAGACAAAACAGACAAAACAUGGUGCAGACCAAGGAGCAGUACUUGUUUAUACACAUGGCGAUUCUCGAGCAUCUCACAUGUAGGAUCACAGAGGUACAAGCACAGCAACUGGGGAAGACGAUCAAGAAACUGACUAUAUACGAUCGUAAAGAGAAAAUCACGGGAUUUGAAAAGGAAUUCAAGCAUCUUUCAGCCCUUUGUCCUGAUGUCCCCAAAGACGAGAUGAAAAUUGGAAGCAAAGCUUGUAACAGCAAGAAAAACAGGUUUCAGCACAUCCUGCCUUUGGAUAAAGCUAGAGUUAUUCUACAAGCUGACCCGGAUAAAGGGGGAAAUGACUACAUCAACGCCUCAUAUGCCAACGGCUACAGACAAAAGGACGCGUACAUUUUGACCCAGGCUCCUCUCGACACCACCAUCGCUGAUUUCUGGAAAAUGAUCUAUGACAACAAACUGGGAACCAUCGUUAUGCUGAAUGAGAAUAAAGAGGAAAAAAUGGUUAAGGGAUUUUCUUUGCAUUGCUUGAGUUACCCUUCAUACUGGCCUGAAAAGGGAUCAUUGGAGUUUGGGAACAUCCCAGUUGAAAUCAUCCAAAAAGAAACUGAGAAAUCCAUAGUAUCACGAGUGUUUACACUGACUCACAAAUCAGAUGGUCCAAACAAACCACACAAAGUGAGACAUCUACAGCACACAGGAUGGAGUGAUGGAUCCGUACCGGGAACUACAACAUCUGUGUUGGAUCUUGUUGAAAAAAUACAAAGAUCACAGCAACAGUCAGAAAAUAAGCCGGUCGUUGUGUUGUGCAGCGAUGGUGUAGGUCGUAGUGGUACGAUGUGUACAAUCCUGUCACUACUCGACCGUGUCAAAACCGAACAAAUGGUGGAUGUCUUCCAGACUGUGAAAGCACUGAGAAUAUCGAGGCCUGGAGCCGUGGACACUGCGAUCCAAUACCAGUUUUGUUUCCAAGUAGUUAUGGAUUACCUGGAGUCCUUCAGCGAAUAUGCAAACUUCAAUGGUUAAAUUAAGGGCAUACUAGACAUCUUUACCUUGGACGUGUUAUGUGCAUUUCCUAUUUCAGACCACGUGCCAUUCCCUAGAGUAUCUUCGCUCGUCUUCKCACUUGUUGCYAUCUUCAAAAUCUUAUAAUCUCAAGUCAUAUGGUUUACGUUCUUUCUCAGUUGCUGCUCCGUUCCUCUGGAACUCUCUACCUUCUUCAAUUAGAGAUAUUUCCAGUUUAUCUUUAUUUAAUUCUAAACUCAAGACUCAUUUAUUUUUAAAUAAAAGUUAGCUUUUUCUUUAUAAUCAUACUAUCUAUCUUAUUUAUUUAUUCCUUUACGUUAUGUUACUAAGCGCUUAGAACAGACUUGUAUAAGCGCUAUAURAGCCAUAUAUAUUAUUAUAUUAUAUUAUCAUUCCAUUGUUUAACGGUUGUGCACAAGAAGACACAUAAAUAUGGAUACAACUGA